UCGUUUUACUAGGAGUGACACCCCUCGCCAUAAACACCGAAGAAAGACUCUGGAGCUGUUGCCGUCGUCUGGGUUACAGACCCUGCCGUCGAGUCCACUCUGAUCACCCGGAGCAAGCCAACGGCGCAGGCGAUCGAAGCUUGAAGAGAACGAAACCGGAAACUCUAACCGCCAACGAAUCACCCUUCGUCUUUCUCACGACUUCAGAGCCUUAAGGAUCAAGUGAGCCAUUUUGCAAUGUGGAUCAUGAGUGGGUUGCUUUAGCGGAUGAAGAUCAUCCGCAUUCAAUUUUCUUUGUUGAUGGAGUUAGUAGUCACCACCAGGAUCUUCUGUCUUUCAAGAUACUUACGGUAAAAGCACUUAACCAAGCCUGUGGAGUGCCGUUGAUUGGUGCUGAGGUUCUCACGCAGCCCCCUUGGCUUUUGGAGGAGUUCAACAUGAACAGAGAGGAAAGAGAAACAGCUAGGUCAUGGUUAUUCAUGUCCGAAAGCGACAUACCUGGUCAUCCGUGGGUUGUGACUGGACAAAGGCGUGUUUAUGGGAUUGAAUGUACCACGUGUGUCAUGUAUCAAAACCCUCCAUUUGGGCGAUUCAUACUUUCUAGAUACAGAUCCCCUCUCCAUGAAGACUCUGUCUACUGGUUAAAUUUCAACGAAAGAAAUGUGGGCAGCUGGAAAAUGUUCUUACAAAACAAUGCCGCGAAUGCUCAAAAGAACAAGAUCACAAGGGAUGAUAACAGGAGGUACAAUGCUGGAAUAAGUGAAAAUCUUGCGCAGAAUCGUGAUGACAAUUUGGUCAACCAACUUUCUGGGAUGACAAUGCACUGAAGAGGCCGACUCAGGAAUAGAUCGCAACUCUGUCUCUCCCUUUCAUCGGAUCCUUUAUAUACUCUCACUUUGCAACAAACCUAUUUCUGUUCGACUAUUGUAUUGUUUUGAGUUUAACUAAACCAAACCAGAGUAAACCAAGUCAGUUUAUUCUAUUUUAGGUUUGUUUUGGUAAA
Molecule: messenger RNA, 1003 nt
Organism: Brassica napus (rape)
Lineage: Eukaryota; Viridiplantae; Streptophyta; Magnoliopsida; Brassicales; Brassicaceae
Exons: 4
Coding region: 438-827 (129 amino acids)
Source: RefSeq, a predicted model, not a curated record